AUGAGUCGAGAAAUAGUCAUCAGAAGCAGACACCCUCGCCAGGAUGCCCUGAAGUUUGUGACCGAAUAUGGCAAACAUACUCUCAAAGUGGAACAAUUCAUCCCGGCCGCCAGACCAAGUGGUCUCGACUCGCACAGCUCCCAUCCGACGCGCCGUAUCAUGCCCGGGGGACGAACGGCUCACGAGCCUGCCAUUAAGAGCGUCUCGGGCUACGUUAUCGAGACGGGAAAGUCGUUUACCAUCUGCGACGAUUACGACUUUGCCAACCCCUCUAGUAGCGGAUUGGGAUUCCAUGUGAAUGCACAGCUGGGCAGGGAGACGAGGGCCUAUACCUCGGGUCGCAACAGCUCCGAGGAGUAUUACGACCGGGCUAAGAUGACGGACGAGUGGUUUAUUUCGAUGGGGAGCAGGAUGCUGCCAGGUGGUAUACGCAGGGUCAUUUAUGCUGAAUCGUUUGGACGAAGAAUCUACAUUUAUGUAUAUGCCCCACAUGUGCAUGUUCUCUCUCCAUGA
Molecule: messenger RNA, 513 nt
Organism: Penicillium odoratum
Lineage: Eukaryota; Fungi; Ascomycota; Eurotiomycetes; Eurotiales; Aspergillaceae
Exons: 2
Coding region: 1-513 (170 amino acids)
Source: RefSeq, a predicted model, not a curated record